Messenger RNA from Cladophialophora immunda, 717 nucleotides. RefSeq lists its product as uncharacterized. The record is from RefSeq and is a predicted model, not a curated record. The coding region runs from base 52 to 474 and encodes 140 amino acids. Gene Ontology annotation, molecular function: carbon-sulfur lyase activity. The transcript is spliced from 3 exons. NCBI's taxonomy places the organism in Eukaryota, Fungi, Ascomycota, Eurotiomycetes, Chaetothyriales, Herpotrichiellaceae.
GUACAAUCUCCCAUACGAGGUACUUUAAUCAACUAUUGAGAGCAAAAGAAAAUGGCAGAACAAGGGCCCGACACUCCCAUCACAGCCACCUGCCACUGCGGUGGCAUUACGGUCACCGCGCCACGCCGCCCCGCCUACGUCAACGAGUGCCAAUGCACCCUCUGCCGCCGCUACGCCGUGGCCUGGGCAUACUACGACCCGGCCGAAGUCAAGGUGGACAUCAAGGAGGGCGCCGCGACGACGAAGUACAUCUGGGGCGACCGCGACCACUCGUUUGACUUUUGCUCAAAGUGCGGGUGCAUGUGUUACUGGUGGCCGGUGAAAGCCCAAACCACCCCGAUGAUGGGUCUCAAUACUCGCCUGGUCGAUCCCGACGAGAUGAGAUGGGUGACGCGGAAGAUUGAUUACGACCAGCUGUUCGUGCCGAUCGAGGCGAAGGACUCGCCCCAUCCGGAGGACAAGGCCAAGUAUUGAAGGGGGUUUCCAAAGCGGUGGUACCGAUUACGCGGUAGUCAGAGUCGCUGUGCGAGGGAACAGGGGAUGGAGUACAUACAGGAUGGUGUCGCAGAUGUUCGAAGGGCAGCUGUAAGGAUCAAAAGGAUACAGACAGACCUACUACCUACAUACAUACCUACAUACAUACAUACCUCACGCCCACGCAGAUCUGAUGUUUGUCCUGAGUGAAAUUGGCCUUUUUCGGACGCGGGUAUAUACAAG